AUGGCUCGUCCCUCGUGGUGCACAGGAAAACGAGUUGCAUUAAGAUGGAGAUCGCGCCAUUUCAUGGACCACGAAGGCCAAACAGUAACACUGAUGACGCUGAAGCGUAUUCUCCUCAAUCCCGAGCCACAUGAAGAUGACGACCCUAAUAUCGGGAUACCGAAGUUCGCCUUCCAGGUCUACACUACCAUUCCUUUGGACUCCGAGAACUUGGUUCUUCAGUGUGAUUAUCUCAACGGUCAAAUCGAUUUCUGGCCGGCGCUUCAUCAAUAUAUCUCACCUGAAACGCUCGCUGUGCUGGACCAGAAAGCGGGUUCCCCCUCACCGGAUCGCUACCUCACCAUCACUGGGCACGACGAAACUGUGAUUGUUAUGACAAACAUUCCUGCAGGCUCAAUACCAGACCUACAACACAUCAUUUACAUUACCGUUCCUCACGAUGGGCUGGACCUCGCCCGAGUGGCGCAAGCAUUUACCAGCGCACUGGUAGAGAAUUUACCCGAGCAAAAGUCUGUUCAUCUAGAAUUUCGUCGGUCGCCCAACGCUGGAUUGGCCUCGCUAGGUUCUCUUGUGGAUGCACACCGUGCGCUUGUCGACCCGCGAUCUGACCACGGAAUCGGCGCUAUGCAGACAGUUUGUCUGAGACUUGAUACAGCCCCGCAAACCAUGCGUGUCUUUCCCAAUGACAGAGAAGAGGCCGAGGGCGCAAAUCUGUUUCGGCAGUAUUAUCACAUUCUCCUUGUUAUCAUAGACCGACCGGAUUUUCUCAAUGCACCCGGGGUACUAUUUCUUCAAGCAGAGAAGAGGGUCCUCAAUGAAUAUAAUGCGUACUGCCUAGAGCAGCGAGGAUACCUGCACAAAGAUGGAGAUGUCGAUAAUUUGUCUGGCUCCCUCAAACUGCCAGAGGACCCAACCCAUUCGAACCCCACAUCUUAUACGGACUGGACGUCGACUGCGAAUUUUGCCUGCCCGGAAGGGGAGAAAGAACUCCCAUCACGAAAGCGCCCCGAGGAAAUCUCAUCUGUCGAUUGCAAUAAGUGCGCCAAAGCCGUGCUGGGAAACUACUGCAUCCAGUUUGCCUUUGACCACGGGAUCAAGCCUGGUCAAAUAUACGUCUGGAACUUCGUCUGCGGGAAGACGGCACCCAUUGCAAUUAUGCUCUGCAAGCCGAGGUCUGGUACUGUAUUGGUGUGCAUGUCCCCUCACCAGUCCAAGAUUUCGGAAUUCCUGGUAACUGUGAUCUAUACGCCAAGGCUUUACCAGUUCGAGGUGCUUAUGACCUUUGUGUUCAAAUGCAACCUCAGAAAUCAAAACGGCAUGUACGGCUGUUGGGGACACCAUUGGUGCCUUCAGCAUACCGGAAUGGACCUGCCACCCAAUGUUUAUGAGUGGAUUCAACUGUACAGAGGAAACGAGAUGGCGCCUCAGAAAGUGCAGGAGCAUUCUGUAAUCAAGAAGGCUUUGUGUAAUUGGAUCCAGCAGGGUGAAGGCAGCAAGGAGGCAUCUGAGGAGGAGGCACGAGCUAGGAUCAAUAAGGGUUUGGGUCGCCUCUAUCUAGACUUCAAGAAGCAGGGGAUGCUAGGCGAGCCACUGAAAACAAAACAUGAGGAGUCCCGUUGUGGUGUGCCUUGGAAGAACUAUUGGAAGCUCAAACAUUGGGGUCUUGAUGUUCAUGAUCCCCGCCACGAACAGAACAAGCCGCCUCCAGGCAGUUUCGAGGAUAUCGAUGAGGAUAUUUGUUGGAAGCUCAAGCUUUGGGGUCUUGAUGUUGAUCAUCUCGAUCGCGAAGAAACACAGCCGGCGCUUUCAGGCAGUUCCGAUGAUAGCGAUGAGGAUGCUGAAUAG
This is a messenger RNA of Aspergillus homomorphus CBS 101889, 1845 nucleotides long. RefSeq lists its product as uncharacterized. The record is from RefSeq and is a predicted model, not a curated record. Bases 1 to 1845 code for a protein of 614 amino acids. The transcript has 4 exons. NCBI's taxonomy places the organism in Eukaryota, Fungi, Ascomycota, Eurotiomycetes, Eurotiales, Aspergillaceae.